AUGGAAGAUUUAAAAGAUCUUGAGAAUAAUUUAACCGAUGAGAAAAGUAAAUUUUAUGAAAAUGCUCAAGACUAUUGGUCAUCGGUUGAACCGACUGUUGACGGAAUGUUAGGAGGCUUUGGUUGUUUGUCUAGUAUUGAUAUAAAAGGCUCAGAAUUAUUUUUAAUGAAAAUAUUUAGUCAAAAAAAUAAACCAAAUAACAACAGAGCUUUAGAUUGUGGAGCUGGUAUUGGAAGAAUUUCCAAAAACCUACUUGUCAAGCAUUUUCAUCAUGUUGAUUUAGUGGAGCAAAAUCCAAAAUUUAUUGAAGCUGCAAAAAAAUUUUUGAGCUUUGAAAAAAAAAUAGAAAAUUUUUAUACUUGUGGUUUGCAAGAUUUUACUCCUGAAGCAAAUUUUUACGAUGUGAUAUGGUGUCAGUGGGUUCUCGGUCAUUUGACAGAUAGUGAUUUAAUUAAUUUUUUUAAACGUUGUAAAAGAGGACUUAGAAAAAAUGGUAUCAUUGUUGUUAAAGAAAAUGUAUCAUCAGAAAAUUUGAUAAUGGAUGAACAGGAUUCUUCUGUAACUCGAUCAAAUAAUGUAUUUUUAAAUAUUUUUAAAGAAGCUAAUCUUAAUAUUGUUAAACAAAGUAAGCAAGCAAAUUUUCCAAAGCAAUUAAUGUGUGUAAAAUUAUUUGCUCUUCAGCCUAUCGUUUAA
Messenger RNA from Pediculus humanus corporis (human body louse), 693 nucleotides. RefSeq lists its product as uncharacterized. Gene Ontology annotation, biological process: N-terminal protein amino acid methylation. The transcript has 2 exons. Gene Ontology annotation, cellular component: cytoplasm. Gene Ontology annotation, molecular function: N-terminal protein N-methyltransferase activity. Bases 1 to 693 code for a protein of 230 amino acids. The record is from RefSeq and is a predicted model, not a curated record. Lineage: Eukaryota; Metazoa; Arthropoda; Insecta; Psocodea; Pediculidae.